ACUCAAUCAAUUGUCCGCGAUCAUGGUGCCCGCACGAGAAAUCCCAAUUAUGAAAAGAAAUUUGAAAACGAUCCUCGAAAUUGAGUUUGAGACCAAAGACGUGUCGAGAAAAUCAAAAUGAACCUGACGUUGAUAUGAGUACGAGAUAAUUGAGAUGAAGUUGUUGAAGACAAAUUUCAGCCCUUGAAGGAUCAGCUUCUCUGGUGCCUGUCGCUUACCGAGCGGCUCAAUGUAAAUCCGAGACGUUCCUUGAUGAACCUAAAUUUACCGUUCCUUUCUGCCCCCCUAGCACGAGACGUGAAUGGUGUCGCAGCCAGCAGAGGGAUUCAUUGUGAUCGGACGAAUGAUGCAUUCAACUGAAGCAGAAUCAGAAAUCAUAAAACUUCAGUAAGAUGUAGUUAGUUUGUGCGCGCCCGCAACAACUUCCUCCAACCUUCAUUGUCAUUCAAUUUCAUGCCGGACAUCAGACACAAAAAAAAAACAGGAGUACGAUUAGAAGAACAAGCACAUUGCUUGUUUCUGUAGUGGUUCAAAAGCGAUAACUUAACUCUAACUACCCGUAGUCAUCAACUUAAACCCAAUUUGAGUGGCUUUUUCAACACCAUAUCUACAUUCGAUUUCUUGUUCUAAAACGUAAAAAAAAAAACGAUAUAAGCGAGUGGCUCUUGUGUAUUGCUGGAGGUGCGAAGAAGAAGAUAGGAGUUGACAUAAUCAUGAGACCACAACGCAGGGAACAUUUUAGACUUUAUGCAUUCUAUGUUGCGCAAGCGCAGAAGUUGGUUGACGUUGAUGCAAGACUACGAAGCAAGUAAAGAUGUAUGAGUGGUUUAUGGUUGCAAAAAGUAUAUAGCCUAAUUUUCUAAAAAAGUAAAAAACAACCCUAAUUUUCUAACUCUCUUCGCAACCCUUAAAAAUGGUUGCGCUUUUGUCCGACCCUUACAAGGUUGACGUUUACGCACCGGAGUUUUAUCCGAUGAACAAUAACACGGUGGGGCGCGCUGCCGCCGCCGCCGCGGGAGGCGGUGGGGGUAGUUUGGGCACGCUUGGGAGCAGUAGCUCAGGAGGCACCUGGAACCCGGAGUCUUUCGAUGGUCGUGGCUCCCAUUCCUUCUGCCCUGCCGGGCAACUUGCUGCGACGUUGCAAUCCGUAGCAGUUCCUGCGGCCGGAGGAACCUUUGUCCCUCCUGGAUCGAUUGCUGUGCUCCCUCCAGGACAAGGAGCGACUACACUUGCUGCGGUUCCGCCUCUGCCGCAGGUUCUGGGUCCCGCACUCGCCCAGCAGCAGCACACGCAGUCGACUUCCACAAACGCCGCGAACAAUGCGCAGCAGCAACACGACACCUCGGAGCUACGCGGGGCGGUGCGGCGGUUGCGCCGCGGCGCGCAGGAGGUGAGCAAGUGCGGGUUGCAGGCGAACACGGCUCGCGGCGUGUUGGCGGACGGCGUGUCGCAGCUGGAAGCGGUGCUGGUUUUCCCAGACCAGAUCGCUGUUCCCGACCGCACGGGCGACGCGCUGUUGGGGAUGCUCCUGCACGAGAUCGCGGGGUUGAUGCAGGCAGUGAAGAAGUGGGAAAACGCGAACGGAAACAACACCUCUGGAGGUGGUGCUGGUGACCAGGGAGGAAACAACACGGCGUACGGGAAAAUGAACGGUAUGAAGUACAACCACCAGUGCCACUGGUUAGACCCCUACCAUCGCCUAGAUUCUGCCCUGCUAGGACGCGUGGUCAAGGUUGUCGCCGAGAUGCUUUUGCACCUGCAAUUCGUCUGCGCCGACGCCCAAACCUUGUCUCUCCGCACCAUUGCUGCCGGACUGCGUUGCUGCAACUUGGCCAGAAACUGGUGCCGUGCAGAGGCGGGCGUGAUCGGCGACUUGUGUAACGCGACGCUGUGCGAAAAGAUGUGGAGCAUGCUGUGGCUGCGGUUCUGCGAGCAAAUCGAGCGAGCGGCGGCGAAGCAAGAUGCGAGCAGCGAGCACCUGUGUCCGUUCGCGCUGCGCGACGUCGCGACCAUUGCUAUCACGCUUACCACGGCGCAAACCCAAAUGCAAAGCAAUGCAGCCGCGGCCGCUGCGGGGGCUGGACCAGCGUCUGCGUCGGCAUCGAGAAACAGUGUGGUCGCGGCUGCAACCGAGGAACACGUGGCGACAUGGAAGGCGUUGGCCGUCUUGAUCGAGACCGGCAACAAACCAGGGCACUGGGAUGUGGCGAAGGAAAACAUCAAUUCGAAGGACCUGUCGCAGCUUCUGUACGCGACCGCCAAACUUGCGCACUCCUGUCCCCAUCGGUUGACGCCGGCCACCGUGGGCAACGUCUGCCGGGUGUUGCUCCCGGCUCUGACCGCGGUGCACAAUGUACAAAAUGAUGGCUCCGCACCGACGCCACAGCAGGCUGGCGGGAAGCACAGCAAUAAGUCCGGCAAAGGCAAGGGAAAGCAGCACCAGCAACAGGAACAACAGCAAAACAACGGCAGCAUUUUGACACGCGAAGAUCUGACUAUGGUGUGCAACAGUUUGUUACUGCUGCUUGGACUGGGGAACGGCACGCCCACUUCGAUGGAAGAACAGCAGAUCGCCGCCGGGUGGGCAAACCUGAAAAGCACAGUCAUCCGCGAGAGCGGACAGCAGCUCAUUUUCAUGGCGUUGGGCCGGUCUGACUUGCGUCCCGUCGAUCGACGUCUGUGCCAGAAGCUCUCCACCGAGUUGCAACAAAGCCUCCAGAAUAAUUACAAAGUCGUCAUCCCUCCGAAGAUUGCGCCUCCGGUCGUGCCCGGGCCGGCGGCUCCUUGGACUGAUGUCAACACGCCUAUACCGACUCCGGCGAAUAAUAUGACUGGCUUCAACAUGAAAAUCAAUACCAUGAUUCAACAUGAAGCAUCGGGUCUGACGAACACAGACGCCACAGUUGCAGACGCAGAGCAACAAGAAUUGCCUUCGGGUGCAUCCUCCCAGGAUCUCGUCGUCAACAUCGACAAUAACCUCUUCAGAAUUCCCGCCUUCGCCCUGCCCGCCUUCGUUGAUACCACCACUCCGAUGCACCAGCUCCUCAAUCCCGCCCCCACGACCUUGACGGGGAAAGAUUUGGCUGCUCAAGCUGCAAAGGAAGCUAAUGCUAAUGGCGAAACCUCUAAAGAGGGCACGGGCACUAUGAGCCAAGACAUUGAGAAGCCAGCGGCAAAUGAAAAGCAUUUGACUGUUGAGGCGAACGAGAAGAGCAGGCCGACCCCUGCAACACCGCGAACAGCACAUUUUUUGGACUCGGAGAUGCCCCUGGAGUGUCUCGCCUGCGAAACUGCCGAGGAGAUCACCAGCGCCCAAAAGGGGAAGAGCCGCCCCCAUCGCUUCACGAACAACCCGGGCGCCCGGGACACCGAUGAGAUUCUGCUGACCGCAACGCCCACGCAGCACCACGGACUGCAGACGUCGCGACGCAAGUUUAAGAUCUUACAAACGCCCAAGGUGCUGCCGGGCUUGGGCCCGUCGGGGGGCAAGAAGAUGCCGGUGCGUCGCAAUUCGGCCUGUGAACCCGGGGACUGUGUGCUGACCUGUUCGAACAACACGUGCUGCGGGGAAAUCCACCGCGGCGUCACGAUUCUGAACGACCCGAAACACUUCCUGAAGGCCAACACGGAUGCGGCCGGGAACUUGAAAAUCACCGUGAACGAUGCGGGCUGCGAGCGGAAGAAGACGCGGACCACCUCGGGGGAAAAGAAGAUGAAAAUCAUGCCCCACGGAAAUAACAAUAAAAACGCAAACAACAACAAUUCCAAUCCGACAAAUAACGCGAGCAAACAGGUACUAGACCCCGCCGCUGCUGCCGCUGCGAUUCUCGCUAGUGAUGUGGAUCUUCUUCGGCAACGCAGUAAAAACCGCGACUCUGUCAGCCUGAUGAGCAACUACAGCGCCCCCACCGUCAAUUUAAACCCAGUACUAGGACAGCCUGACCAAGAGGACGAUGGCGUUCCCGGGAGUUCCUCGUCCGCACUGGACAACACGUUGAGCAGCGACGAGGCGGUCUGGUGCCGUACGCGGACCAACAGUCUGGCCACCGACAACGGUCGGAGUGCGACGCCGCAGAUGCGGGAGCGCCACGAGCACUGUCUCCGCGUGAAAAACACGUUCGUGCAUAUCGACAUGGGUUCCGUGGACCCGGACGACUGCGACAUCUGCGCCCUCAAGCGCCAGCGGGCCACCUCCUGUCUCCUGGACGAGCUCCAGGUGGCGCGCAUCAUGGAGUCCUUUCGCUGGUGCGAAAACGAGGACGGGUCCUGUGACGGUCACGUCUGCACCGACGGCUUUCCGCGACUGGAAACGACGAACAGCACGACAGAGACGAAGGUCGUGCAGGGCGUGGACGAACCGCGGCAAUCGGAGGAUGAGGAGGAAUAUCUGAGCAGCUCGACGAAAAACAAAACGCAAAGUGCAGGUGCAGAAAGGAUCUUUGUACUAGAUCCAGCAGAUGCAGCGCUUCAGCGGAUCACCAGGACAGCGACCUCGAGCAGCACGGACGGAACGAGGGAUACCGUCGCUAGCAAAGCGAAAGUAACAAGCGCACAAAAGGACGGGGUGAACGCCGAUACUAGUACUUCUGUGCCAGCAGCACCAGCAGUCGUAGUGCCUUCAGCGGCCGCUCUGCCACGAUCAUCUUCCUGCUCCGCCGCAUCGAGCUCGCCGGCGAGUUGUUCCGUCCAGGUCGACGGAAAGCAACUGCUUGUUCAGUAAUGGACUCGACGCAAAAUUACAGUGAUUUCCAGUUCUUGUUUGAUAGGAUGAAGACCAGCAGUUGUAUCUACGGGAAUGAUCCGUGGCAGCAGGACGUAGAAGUAGUUCCGCAGACGAAAGCCCGUUCAUUUCUCGGCACUGCUAGACGACUCAUCUUCACCCCGAGCGACGAGGAGGGGAAAAUCGAUUGAUAUCGAAGAUAAACUUCGCGCGCGAUGAACCGAACGCCUCAACACGCAGGAGGCAGGGAGCUGACAUUUGAUAUAUGCUUUAUUACGAAUACGACGAGAUUGUUUUGAGAGCUUCUGAAGCAGAACAACAACAAAAAGAUAUAACAUUUUUCAUGGAACUUCUUGUGCCAUCGCAACAUUCAACUUCACCGUCCUCUGGCUGACUUUUCGUUUUCGUUUUCCACAAGCCAGACAUGGAAAAUACACGAGCAUCCGCUCUGCAUCUACUCUGCUUACGUUUUUUUCAGAACGUUGACGGAAGAUGGUAGACGGACAAAUAAGCCACAGCCAGAUUUCAGGACUAUUAUGCUAGAUGAAAACUGGACGACCUCCACUAUGGUGCAGCAAUUUUGAACCAAAUUGGCAUGGCACACAUGAGUGGUAGUUCAACGAAGCAGUUGUUGCACGACCUUGACCACGAGGACUAUGCGACAACACCGACAUGCGCGUUUGGUUGUAUCUACUUUUGUACUUGUAAACAAAACUUUGACAACUACAUCAGCCUUUACGCAAUCAUGGGAAGAGCUACUAAUAGUACUCGGAAAAUCUGGUGGAGCGCUACUCAUAGCGGUACGCAUUCAUCACGACGAACUAAUGUUGUCAGCAUUAGUGACUUGCUUUACUUCCCCGCUAUAAAAGUCACUUCGCGCAUGCUAUCGUAGACCAGACGAUCAUUUCAAGUGGCUGCUUUUUGAUUUACAAAUUUUCUCCUUUUUUCGUUUCUAGUUUUAGCAGAAGCAGACCCAACAU
This is a messenger RNA of Amoebophrya sp. A120, 5700 nucleotides long. The record is from the annotation of a GenBank genome assembly. NCBI's taxonomy places the organism in Eukaryota, Dinophyceae, Syndiniales, Amoebophryaceae.